CAGGGAGUGGAGGGAAUACAGUGUAACAUAGAGUGGUUAUAGUGUGGCGGGGAACAGUUAGGAGGGAGCAUGUUACGACAGGACUGUGUUCACUGCUGAAGAGGUAUGCAACUUACUGCAGUGAUCUAGAGAAGUGCAAUAACAAAAAAAAAGAGAACAUCCUGGGCAGGUUAAUAACUCGCCUCUUUACAGAGAAAGAAACAGAGGAAGCAAGAGAAAAAUCGGUGUGUGUGUGCAAGCAAGCCUGACACACACGUUAAGGACAGGAAUUUGCUUUGCAGAAUCUUUACCAGCCUCUGAAAGAGAAUCUUCAAAAAAAAAACCAAACAUGAGCGAGACGAGUAUCUGUCAGGCCCGGGCCACGGUCAUGCUCUACGAUGACGCGAACAAGAAAUGGGUCCCGUCGGGUAACGGGCCGCAAGUCUUCAGCCGGGUCCACAUCUACCACAACCCGAGCAAUAACACCUUCCGCGUGGUGGGCCGCAAAAUCCAACAGGACCAGCAGGUUGUGAUAAACUGCCCCAUUGUCAAGGGCCUGAAGUAUAACCAGGCCACCGCUAGCUUCCAUCAGUGGAGGGACAUGCGCCAGGUCUGGGGCCUGAACUUCGGGAGCAAGGAGGACGCCAUGCUAUUCGCCAAUGGGAUGCAUCACGCCCUGGAGGUGCUCGAAGGCACGGCGAGUGUGGGAACUGCUGCCCCACGGCCGGUGAACAAUGGACCAAGUGCGGAGGAGUUGGAACAGCAGAGGAGGCAGCAGCUGGAGCAGCAGAGGUUGGAGCAGCAGCGACUGGAGCAGGAACGCGAACAGCAGGAGAGGCGCAGUGCAGCGCCUGGGCCUCCACCCCCACCCGGGGGGCCCCCUGCCCCGCCUGGACCCCCACCUGGACCCCCACCUCCCCCGGGGCCACCGCCGCCUCCCGGACCCCCGCCUCCGCUGUCGGGGAGUGGGCCUCCCCCUGCUCCACCGCUACCGCCCCCUUCUGGCCAGUUGGGGGGUGGUUCCGGAGGCGGUCUCGCUGAGGCCCUGCAGGCAGCCAAGCUGAAGAAGGUGGCACGGGCUGAGGACAACGCCCGCGCGAGUGGGAGCUCCAGCCCCCGGAGUGACAGCAACAAGAAUAGUGGCGGGGGAGGGGGGGGAGGAGGAGGAGGUGGAGGUGGAGGAGGAGGGCUGAUGGAGGAGAUGAGCGCCAUGUUGGCACGAAGGUGAGUCUCUGGGCUGAUC
Molecule: messenger RNA, 1222 nt
Organism: Chiloscyllium plagiosum (whitespotted bambooshark)
Lineage: Eukaryota; Metazoa; Chordata; Chondrichthyes; Orectolobiformes; Hemiscylliidae
Source: RefSeq, a predicted model, not a curated record